GUGUUGGAGCUGAUCUGACCGGCUAGAGAAUGUUGAGCGCUGCUGUAAUUAUAAUAAUGAGGCGUGCUAAACCAGUGUGUUUCUUCAGCUUAGUUUGAGGAAUGCUGCACACAGAGAGGCUGUGGUUAUUCUGGGAACAGGCUCAAUCUCUCUCUCGCUGUGGAAAUAUGAAACCGGUCUGUGACAUUUCAGAAGCCACUUCCUCCGUUGUGUUGGAGUUUUAUAUUUAUCUGUGUGCUGUGAGUCCUAAUAAGACCGGGCCGGUGUGACGGACAGAUCUGGGAGAGGCUGGGAACGCUGCGGAGUCUGUUCCCACACUCGGAGUCAGAGUCAUUCACACUGGGCAGUGGCCUUGAUACAUGCCCAGACACAAUAUGGAGACGCAGAAGAGUCAAUGGGAUCCGGUCCGGAGAUCACCGUGGAUCAUGAGAGUGGAGCAGAGCCCCGCCUCCUCGGGGGCGGAGUCAGACACAGAGGGCAGCAGCACAGAGAGCGAACGGCAUCGAGUCAAACAGGGAGGCGGAGUCUCGCUGACAUCACCGUCCAUGCUGGAGCAGCGAAUCACAGAGCUCGACCAGCAGAGGGAGGAGCUAAAGAUUGAGCUGCAGCUGGAGGUGGCUCUGCUGCGCGGGGAGCUGCAGACGGAGCAGGAGCGUCUGCGCAGAUACACAGAGCAGCUGCAGGUUCUGCAGGAGAAGGACAGGCAGCGGAAGAGCCAGCGCUUGACCAUCAGACACAAGGAGCGAGUUCAGCUGGAGGAACAGCGUCUGAAGGUGGAGGAGGUGAAGAGGAGGUGUGAGGAGAUGGAGAAACAGAUUCCCUCGCAGCCAGAAGUCCAGCGAGAGCAGCUGCUGCUUCGACUGCAACAGGAGAAGGAUGCGCUGGAGGUCACAGUGCGAGCGUUUGAAGACAUGGAGUUCCACAUUCUGGAGCUGGAGAGCGGAGUGGAAGAGGAGCGAGAUGGAGAGGACGGAGAAACAGAAACGGUCAUCGAAAGAGAGAUAACCAGAGUACAGCACACACGCAAUGCUUCACAGGAACGAGUCCAGCAGCUGGAGAAGCAGCUGGAGGACAUGGAAAAAGAAAAGGAUAAUGCGUUGAGUUCCCUCAGGCUGGAGAGGAAGGAGCUGCUGCACAAGUCUCAGAGGAUUUUGAAAGAGAAGAAGCCUCUCACUGAUUGGUCCAACAUCACUGGCUCCUCCCCCUGUGUGAUGUCACUCAGUCCUCUGACCAUUCACAGAGCAGCACAGGAAUCAGUGAAGGACGGAUCCAGUUUUCCUCGCAGACGCAGCUCUCACAGGAGGAACACAGACAGACCGCUCUCGGCUCAAGUGUUGGUGCGGAUGACUCCAGACAGACAAACCUCUGAGGCUCCGCCUCCUCGUCUUCCUCUCGAGCACAGACUGAGUAAUGGGCAUCGUACUGGACCGAGGUCAGAGCAGAGCGACCCGAACAGAUCACACACACCGAGCAACAGCACCAACACCUCCCGCGCUCCCAGUCCACAGAGCCUCCUGGAUUUAGUGGAGAUGGAGAGGAAGCUCCGAGAGGCCAAAGCGGAGCGGGAACGUCUGCUGAAGGAGAGAGAGGAGAGACAGCGGCUGCUGGCAGAACAACGCCGACAGAGAGAGCACGAAUCUCUCAAAAUACAGACGGACGCAUCCAGACCAGAGCCACACGCUGAUGAGGAGCGACUGCAGAUCAGCUCCACACACAGAGACCUGGAGCAGGGCGUCCCGCUGUCUCUGACGGUGAACUUUGACCUGCGGGCUCACGUGGAGUCUCUGGGUCAUAACGUGUCGGGCUGUAUGGGGGUCAAUCUGUCUCCUCGGAGGUGCGGAGGCUUUCUGACCAAACGUGGAGGACGAGUGAAGACCUGGAGGAGGAGGUGGUUCAUCUUCGAUCUGGACCACCAGAGACUGGCCUACUACACAGAACUGGAUGAGAAGAAGCUGAAAGGCGUGAUUUACUUCCAGGCCAUCGAGGAGGUUUAUUACGACCAUCUGCGCACAGCUUCAUCAUCUCCGCGGCCGAGCCUCACCUUCUGUGUCAAGACCUACGAGCGGCUCUUCUUCCUGGUGGCUCACAGCGCUGAAGCCAUGAGGAUCUGGAUGGACGUUAUAGUCACGGCAACAGACGAGCACAGCAGAUACUGAGGAGCAGAGGAUGCUGGGAGACCUGCUGUUACACUACCAGAGCACACACUAUUUAUUAAUGAUCAUUCUUCUCAUAUUUUGCUAAGUGUUAAUAAAUAUUUACAUUCCAAACAA
This is a messenger RNA of Carassius carassius (crucian carp), 2270 nucleotides long. RefSeq names its product pleckstrin homology-like domain, family B, member 3 (gene phldb3). The record is from RefSeq and is a predicted model, not a curated record. NCBI's taxonomy places the organism in Eukaryota, Metazoa, Chordata, Actinopteri, Cypriniformes, Cyprinidae. The transcript has 16 exons. Bases 360 to 2156 code for a protein of 598 amino acids.